This is a messenger RNA of Folsomia candida, 641 nucleotides long. RefSeq lists its product as uncharacterized. The transcript has 3 exons. The record is from RefSeq and is a predicted model, not a curated record. NCBI's taxonomy places the organism in Eukaryota, Metazoa, Arthropoda, Collembola, Entomobryomorpha, Isotomidae. Bases 109 to 552 code for a protein of 147 amino acids.
UUAACAAAAGUUUUCAAACCUAUGUAGAGUAAAGGUUACGCGAAAAGAACUUUCAAUUUCAACUUAACCUUCGACUUCAACCUAACGGAAAAAAAAGUCACGUCAAUAAUGGCAAAGUUGGCCGUAUUUUUGUGGAUCAUCGUCACAGCAGCUUGGUCUGUACAGGGCGCCACACUUAAAGAAAAUGAUACGAAUGGUGUCCAAAAAUUCGAACCUUUGGGGGCGGAAGUUUUGCAAUCGUGCCCCUCGGACUGCGAUUACUGUUCGGAUGGGGUCUGCUACUACUACGAAGACCUCUUGCUAGUGGUCGGUUGGACAAUUGUCAUUUCAAUUAUCGCCGAACUCAUCUUCGUCUUUAUCCCACUGGGAAUUUGCUUCUGUUGUGGUUACUGUUGUUCUGCAGCUUGUCGGAAACGGGACCAGCCACAGACCCAAGUGGUUUACAUGCAAGGACCGCCCCCCGCAGGGUACGAGCAACCACAACAACCACCACAGUACGGGCAACAACCACAAGCACAACCAUACGGUCAAAAAAGCAUAUUUAUAGUUUGAAGAACAAUAAAAAACAUUUUGUCUUUAAUUUAGAUACUUACAUAAUAAAUAUGCAAAUAAAUAUGUUGUGAAACGGUGCCGGAGGAGAA